CUGGCAGUCACUCCUCUCCUCCCCCGAAGUCACUCCUCUCCCACCGCGUCACUCCUCCCCACCGUCCUCCUCGCCUCCGUCCUCCUCCCCGCCGUCCUCCGCCCAUCCGUCCUCCUCCCCGUCGUCCUCCUCCCCUCCGUCCUUAUCCCAUCCGUCCUCUCGUCCACCUCGACCUCGCCCCUGUUCCACCUUGCUUCGCCUCGCUGCCUUCUUCCCUCAUGGAUCUGUGGAGCUGCACCUCGCCCUCACCUCGCCUCGCGCUCCACCUUGAGCAUUUGGUGGCUGAAAAAGCUUCCAUUUUUGACACAUCCGGUGGCAGAAGUUCCAGAUCAGGCGGUGGAGUUGAAGAUCCGGUGGCGGUGAAGCUCGAUCCAGUGGCGCCGUUGCGGUGGCGAUGCAAUCGUCCGCGACCUCCAGCGUGUCCUCCGGCGCUUCCUGGUGCUCCUCCUCGAUGCCCGUGGUGUUGGCAUGAAGUGGUGACCUCCUCCUCGCCGUGCAUGGACGACGGCGGUGCUCUCUCUGCCGCAACCGCGACAGAGCUGUGUUCUGCAUCGGCUACAACCACUGUUGGUAUGUUUUGGUUACUGAUGGUGCUGGUGUUGCUGCUGGUGGUGGUGGUGGUGGUGGUGUUCAUGGCUGCUGUUGCUAUUGCAGAUCAUUUGGUUGAAGGUGAAAGGAUACAUCAAGACCAUUUGAAGGUGAAAGGAUACAUCAAGGCCAUUUGAAGGUGAAAAUUGCUUCCUUCGCUGCCGGUAAUCUACCUUUACUAAUUUAUAGACAUAUUUCCAUGAAUGACUUUAACAAGCAUGUCCAAAUCACAAAUUACAACUGUUCUCUUGCUUCCGUCGUGUACUCAUCUGUCAUGUCUAGUGUAAGGAAUGAAAUAAUCCAGUUGUCAAAUUCUCCCACAUGUUCAUGCAAGGUGCAGACAAGCAAUUUGUAUUGUGGUUGUAUCCUUCUAUAUGUUCUUCCUGAUGCCCAGAUGGUCAGCAUGUAUUCUUUCAGUAAUGUCUGAGCUGCAGAAUUCAAAUUAGCCUUCAUAUUUCUCUCUUUUAUCUGCAGGGCAUUGUGUUAAACUAAGAGUAGAAUGAACUUGAAUGGUGCUGAUUUCUGGUUUUUAACAUUUUUGCACCCGUCUGGCUACACAUGUCUUUAUAAAGUUGCUGAUUUCUGGUUUUCGUGUUUGAGAAUAACAUCAAUGUUCAUACUCCAGAAAAAAGGAACCAUAGGCUCUUUGAAAAUUGUUGUAACAGAUCCACUUUUUGAUUGCCGAGCAAACAUAAAUUUGACUAUCACUCAUUCUUGAGGAAAUCGUUAACUGGUAGCUGCUCGGUUGGCUGGCGAGUAGGGGAUUAAUAGGCUAAUCAGCAAGUUAAUCGGUCAUUUAAUCAAUUAAUUGGACGAUUUAUCAGUUUAUCGGCUACUCGGUGACCCCAUGAGUAGGGAUUAACCGACAAGUUAACUGGUUAAUCGGACGAAUUCUUGAACAGGGCUAUCACUAUACCAGCCACUUGUCUUGUCAAUCCUUGUUCAACUUGCAUCUGAAUUAGGCAUGCAACCAUUUUUUCAUGUUAGGGAAAGUUUGAAUACCUCUAGAAUUGAGCUACUGCUGGAAUCAUCAAAUUGCUUCUAAAUUUGCACAAGAAGAAUUGCAGGUGUGGCCGAGGAGAAGCAGCAGGAGCCUGGAGCCUGGAGUUCAGCAGCAGCCUGGACCCUGGAGUGUGGUGGAGGUGCGGUGAAUUGCAGGGUCCGUGGGGCAAGGGGAGCAGGAGCUCCACCGGCGACAGGGGUACAAGGAGCUCUGGUGAGCAGAGCCUGGAGUUCGAGUAGGAUCCUGGCGGGGAGGGGCUCCAACGUGCAGCGGGACCUUGAGGGAGCUUGAGGAGGGAGCUUGAGGAGGGAGCUCCACCGGCGGCAGGGGAGAAGGACCUCCGGCGAGCAGAUCCUGGAGUGCGAGCUUGAGGGCCUUGAGCUCCUUGAGCGCCUUGAGCGCGAGCAGCUUGAGGAGGGAGAACUGAGGGGCGCCAGCAGGAGCUUGAGGUGAGCUCGCUGGAAGAGGAGGUGCUGGCGAGAUCCUACCCCGGCGAGGUGCUGGGGAUCGCGAGGGGGCUGGGGAGCUUGAAGUCAGAAUUUAAAAUGUACUGGACUGUAGUGUAAAAUUGACAUUAGUGCAAAAUAUUUCUCUCCUGCGUCACUUAAUUCGCGACGGAGGGAGUAGUAUGUUUUAGACCUCAGUUUUGAUUGGGGGCAAAAUGUUAGCAACUUAACAUGCGCGAUUGAGAGAAACCGGGAACACAUGGAUAAGAAUCUUGACGUUCACACUAACUUGCUUGACUAGAAGUACCUGUUCCGCCAGGUGGUAUUGUUUUAUCUUUUAUCCAUGCAUUAUUAGGGCUUUUUCUUUUGAUUGCA
Triticum aestivum (bread wheat) is the source of this 2412-nucleotide messenger RNA. RefSeq lists its product as uncharacterized. The transcript is spliced from 3 exons. The record is from RefSeq and is a predicted model, not a curated record. NCBI's taxonomy places the organism in Eukaryota, Viridiplantae, Streptophyta, Magnoliopsida, Poales, Poaceae. The coding region runs from base 219 to 725 and encodes 168 amino acids.